AUGGGAGUUUUUUUUCAGUGGUUAUGUUUCUUCUAUAGUUGGUUGAAAAAUUGUUAAAAAUUGAAUAUUACAUUAUUCAAAAUGAAAAUCAGAAGAUACAAAAAGGUCAACAAAAACCUAAACUAUUACACGAACAAUUUCGGUUUCCGGAAGCCCUAUCAACUAUUAGCAGACGGUACUUUUUGUUUUGCUGCUCUCAAUAACAAAAUCAACAUCGCUGAUGACGUGCCCAAAUAUCUACAAAGCGAAAUAAAACUAGUGACCACACAAUGUGCCAUCCUGGAAAUGGAAAGUUUAGGUCAAAAAUUAGCAGGUGCUCUUUUAAUAUUGAAAAAUUAUAUUGUACAUAAAUGUGGACACGAAGGCAAACCUUUACCAGGCUCCAGAUGUAUCUUAUCAAUGGUCUGCAAAGACAAUCCCAGCCAUUAUAUUGUGUGCACUCAAGAUAGGGAUUUGCAAGAGAAAUUACGAAAUCUAGCUGGAGUUCCUUUGUUAUAUUUGCACUCGAAAACGCCAGUUUUGGAGCCACCAUCUCCAGCAACAGUGAAAAGAGCUGAAGAAAAAAUUUCAGGCCUGGUACAAUCUGAAGUUGAAAAAAUAAAUAAACUAAAAAUGGAAGAAGGUAUUAAGAUAGAGGAGCAAAAAUUUAAAAAACGAAAGAAGAAAGGUGCAAAUCCACUUUCAUGCAAAAAGAAGCAAAAGAAAACUCAAAAUAGUCCCAUACAGAAAAAAGAAUCUAGGCCUGAAAUGGAAAAAAAGAAAAGGAAAAAGGUUAGAAUACCACAGCAUGUAAAAGAGGAGAUAUUGAAAAGGACUUUUAAUAAAAUAAAUGAAGGGGCUAAUAUCUAAUUUUUGUUGGUUGUUGUAAUAACUACUUCUAGUGACUUUAAUAAAAGAGUGGAUAGGCUUAUACUUUCGAGAUUGGUUUAUUUUGCUUUUUUUCAUAACUAUUAUCUAUAAUUUCAUGUUUCUCACAUGAUGGCCGAACAGGAAAAGAGGAGCCUUGCACCCUCACAUUCAUUGAUAGCUAUGGAUAAUUAUCGUGCAUGGCCAAGGAAGGCCAUGCUACGAGGUACGUCUGUUAAUAACUGACUGUGAAUAAUGUUGUAAUGCCAGUUGUAAAUGAAAAUCUUUCAGUUAUAUUUUAUUUUUAUUUUUCUUGUUUAUAUUAUAUUCACUGUGGUUACACAGAUUUCUAAAAUCUACUACUAUACAUGUUUCUUACAAUUUUCAAUCUACUUCCAUCUUACAAUCAACUGCUACUACACUUUAAUAGACCCGUUAAUAAAUUAUUAAAAUUACUACUAUAGGAUAAUAUACAUUAUAAUAGUUCUAAAUACAUCUCGUUAUAUAUGUUUUAAUGUACAAUAACAUCACAUAAAAAUCAUGUAAAAUUAUACCAAAAAAUCACAAUUCAGUCAUAAAUGAGCGAGUGUUCGUGGAUAUUUUAUUCCAUCAUUAUAAUAUGCAUUUUUGAAAAAUCAUUUACUGGAAUAUUUUAGCUACUUUUCAUGGUGCCAAUAAAUCUUAUGCAAUUUGUUUGUCACGCAGGCAAAAUAUAGGAAAUUGUAUAAUUAAAAUUACUUGGUGUCAUAUUCACUGUAAAAAACUCUAGAGAAAGGUUUAAAUCCAGUAUUUUUGCUUUUUAGAAAUUAUUCUGGAUAUAAACAAUUCGUAUAGAAAAACAAUCAACAGUCUUUCAGUUGUAUUGUCAGAAAUUCAAGACAAAGGAAACAUUUUUCGUUAAAUUGUUUUUAUAAAAAAAAACCUAAUUGCUAUUUAUUACAAAAAUUUAAAGCUUUUUAGUUAAUUACACUAUUCAUUAACUUUUUCCCUAUCGAAAAUCGAGUUUUAUAGUUCCAGAAGACAUAAUAAAUCAAAAAAUAAAUAAUUGGAACUUGUGUUGAAGCCUCUGAUUGGUAUUGACUUAAUGAUGUGACGAAUAGUAGUUUGGCCGAAUAACCGAAUACCAAAUAUUUGGCUGAAUUUGAACCGAAUAUUCGGCCGAAUACCGAAUAGUUAUUAAAGCAUGUCAGAGUUCAAAUAUUAUAGUGAAAUAGCCUUUUUUAAUAAGGAAUUUGAUCACUCCAAUCGCAAAAACGAUAUUGCAAUUGAGUUAGUUAGUUAUCGGGUGAAAUUUUAAACAAAAACCAUUGUCCAUUUUCUUGGUAUGGAAGAAAUACUGUUUAAAAUAUCCAAAAAUGAGGAAAUAUAAAUGUGAAUGACUAAGACAGAACACUGCUCCCCUGUUUCGAGAAUAAGGGCCCAGAAGUUUGUAUUUUAAUUUUUUUUUUCGAAUUGAUAUUAAUUAAAAAUACCUAUGUAAAAAUUCAGUAAAAUAUCCAAACAUGAAAUAUUCGGUAUUGAAAAUCCAAUAUUCGGCCGAAUAGCGAAAAUAACGCCGAAUAGGCCAAAUACCGAAUAAUUAUUCGGCUUCGGUCACAUCUCUAGUAUUGACUGAUUUUUAAUUUAUUUUAUAUUUAUCAUUAAUAAAAAUUCUUGUAAUUUGAUUUAUUUUAAAGUCUUCUGUACCUACAUGCAAAAUGUUUGAUAUGUUAAACUCAUAAUCACUAAACCAUUUUGCAAUAAUUAAUUGUAAUAUGCAUAUUCUACAUUUAUUUGUAUUGACUACAAAAUUACAACUAGAUUUUUAUUCAAUGGUUUUACAAAAGUGGUCCGAUUUUUGCUGAAGGCUCCCAAUAUUUUUUGUAUGAAUUAAUUUUUGAUUUAAAUUGGUUUAUAUAUUGAUCAAUGCGUUAUGGUUGAAAAUUGGGAAAAUAAAAUUAAUCACCUAUAUUUCUUUACAAAUGCCUAUAGGUACUCUUAAGUUAUUUUACUCAUCAACAGUUAUUUAACUUCAGUGUGAUUUAUAAAAUUUAUUUUUGGGCUCCAAAUCAACUUCUAAUUUACUUUACUAUAUAGAAGAGACCUUAAUUUACAAAUCCUGAAAGUUUGAAGUCAGUGUUUAAAAAAAAAUCAAACAGCAACAUGGAAAAAAAUUCCAAAUUUAUUUCCAGGCCCCAAAUCCACUUUUGAUUUACUUUACUGUAAUAAUUCACAAAUCCUGAAAGUUUAAAGCUACUAUCAUAAUGGAAAGAAUAAUUUUCCAUAUGUGAUUUUAGGAGAUUAUUCAAAUAUAUUGUGGAGCCCAAUUCUACUUUUCAUCUACUAUUACUUUUCAUCUACUAUUACUUUAUAGAAGAGACAUUAAUAAUUUAUAAAUCCUGAAAAUUUUAAGUCACUGUGAUGUAGGAAAGUAUUCCUCAAAGUAGACUCAAUAACUGUUGAUGAGAAAUCUAGAUCAAUUCAAUUUGUAAAGCUCACAAGGAACUGAUUCAAAAAAUAUAGAUUAUAGAGGUAAAGUGAAUAAAGUGAUCAUUUUCUGUGUGAAAAAUAUAUGUUUUUGACUUUUCCUACAUUUAUAAUUAUUACACUAGGUUUUAUAACAAAAAAAAUAUAAAAGCAUAGAUGGCAUUUUCUAGUUUUUAGCGAAUCACUAAUCAAUAUAAUCCCUUGGCAGUGCUGAAACCGUGGUGUUAAUAUAAUAAUAAUUAUUCCCAAAGUGCUUUUCGAGGCAGUGUUUUUUGCUAAUUAGUAAAUGUUUUUUUUUAAUCUGCCUAUAAACGGGCUUUUUAUAGAAAGAAAAAUAUAACUUUUAUAUUUUUACAUAAUUCGUUUUUGCAAGCUGCCUAUAAUAAUCUAACGAAUAUAAAUCUAACAGCAUUAAUAUCACAUAAAAUAAUUUGUUUUAGCAGCAUCUUAAUUGUUAUUAAUACUAAACCUCAGAUUCGCUUUUAACAUUACAAUAUUUCUCGGCCAUCACUGUCAGUACUUGUUCGAACUUGCAAUGCCUUUCUGGACCGUUUGCGCAAGCACCUCUACUUCCCCACAAAAAUUUCAAAUGAAAUUCCGUCCUGAACAUGUCCAGCGUUAAUUCGUCCAUUCUAGCUUCUCCCAAAACGAUUUCGGCAUUUCUUUGGUACAUGUGGCGCAUCUCCAUAUACUUCCUGGCCGAUUGUAGAUGAUUCAGAAGAGUGGCGAGGCCAAAAUCUUGCGUGCUAGAUUCCCAAAGGCUCAAGCAGCUGCCGGCCAAUUGACUUUGACCGGUGGGAUUGAGGAAAUCUUGCAAGUCGCGUUCCAAAAGUAGAAUCAAAGGUAGCAGAUGUGGUAUUGUGGUGUUUGGAGCUUGCGGAUUUGAGCAACUGUUCAUAUUUUUCAGAGUCGGCCGGAGUUUGGCUUCGAAAUUGAAGGCAGAAUCGGUGUAUUUUUGACGGAGCAUGUGCCACGUACUAUCUAG
Molecule: messenger RNA, 4297 nt
Organism: Ceutorhynchus assimilis (cabbage seed weevil)
Lineage: Eukaryota; Metazoa; Arthropoda; Insecta; Coleoptera; Curculionidae
Source: the annotation of a GenBank genome assembly